Molecule: messenger RNA, 1161 nt
Organism: Lodderomyces theae
Lineage: Eukaryota; Fungi; Ascomycota; Pichiomycetes; Serinales; Debaryomycetaceae
Exons: 1
Coding region: 1-1161 (386 amino acids)
Biological process (GO): protein K48-linked deubiquitination
Cellular component (GO): cytosol; cell periphery
Molecular function (GO): cysteine-type carboxypeptidase activity; cysteine-type deubiquitinase activity; K48-linked deubiquitinase activity
Source: RefSeq, a predicted model, not a curated record
AUGUCCGGUUUCAGCAGCUCAGACAUGAAUGUGGUUUUCCCGCUUAAACUAAUCAAUUGGUCUUUGGACGGUUCCGAUGUUGAAUCAACGACAACCCCGAUAUUAUUGCAGGACCAAAAUGGACCAUGCCCUCUCGUGGCCUUGGUCAAUACGCUUGUCUUGCAAUUUGAUUUUAGAACUUCACAAGUGGACGCGGUCAAUCUCAGUCAGUCCCAGACACAUGACGAAGCUGUGACAAACUUGAAGUCAAAACUAUUCACUCAUUUUCACAACUCAUCAUCAAUAGGAUUGGGUGAUAUCUUGGGGCUUGUGGCUGAUUUGCUUUUGGUGUACUCAGAAGACAAUAUUCUGCACGAGAUAGUUGAUAACAUCUUGAAACAGUUGCCAAAGCUACAUACAGGUCUCGAUGUUGACCCUAAUUUGACGAAUGGGAACUUCGCCCAAGAUUUGGCAACCACUUUAUUUGAUAUUUUUGAUUUGAAGUUUAAACAUGGGUGGAUAAUUGGAGAUGCAGAGUCUGGGUAUGCUGAUGAUGAGUCGAUCGAACACACCUUUUCAAUCUUGCGUGAAUUGCAAACGUUUGACAAGGUACAGGACUAUCUACUUUUACCUGAUCUGGACCCGGCCGUGGCUGAGAACCAGCAACAUAUUCGACAAUGGUUGGAUGCGACUUGCUCGCAACUAACACUGGAAGGACUUUUAAAAUUGGAUCAUGAUUUACCAUCGCCACAAUUUCUCAUUUUUUUCAGAAACAAUCAUUUCAAUACACUACUCAAAAAGUCGAGGAAUGAGUUUUACUUACUCGUUACAGACUCCUCAUUUCAAUCGAAAAGUGGGAAACUAGUUUGGCAAAGCUUAAAUUCAGUUUCAGGCGGUGGUGAUAUAUUCUUUACCGGAGAUUUCAUGCCAGUUUUGGACAUUGAGCAAGACAUUGGCCAAGAGGAAGAAACUCUCGAUUCCGAUUUGAUAUUGCUGAGACAAUUACAAGAGGAGGAGGAUGCGGCCAUGGCCCGCAAGAUGCAAGAAAAGUAUGAGAAAAGAAAGACACGGCAGUCGAACAAAGUGGUAAGUACCACAGAGAACAAGGAGACAAAAGCGCCUAACAAAGUUGCCGAAGAGAAAAAGAAGAAAAAGUUUUUCAGUUUUCUUAGUCGUAAAUAA